GAACGGCGCCAGCGCGAGGACCCGGCCCGGCUCCCUCAGGCUGCGGAAGGGAAGGAUGGGGGACGACAGACCCUUCGUGUGCAGCGCCCCGGGCUGCGGACAGAGAUUCACCAACGAGGAUCACCUGGCAGUGCACAAGCACAAGCACGAGCUGACUCUGAAAUUCGGCCCCGCUCGCACCGACUCCGUCAUCAUCGCAGACCAGACUCCGACCCCGACCCGGUUCCUGAAGAACUGUGAGGAGGUGGGGCUGUUCAACGAGCUGGCCAGCUCCUUCGAGCACGAGUUCAAGAAAGCGGCCGAGGAUGAUGAGAAAAAGGCAAGAGCCGGGGCCCUGGACAUGUCCCUGCCCUCCACCCCGGACAUCAAGAUCAAGGAGGAGGAGCCGCUCGAGGUGGACUCGACCCCGCCCGACAGCCCCGCGUCCCGGCCGCGCUCACCGCAGCCCCGCGACAGGGACAGGGACAGGGACAGGGACAAGGACAAGGAGCUGCCCUCCAAGCCCGUGAUCCUCUCCACGCCCACCCCCACCAUCGUGCGGCCGGGCUCGCUGCCGCUGCACCUGGGCUACGAGCCCCUGCAGCCCACGCUGCCAUCGCCCACCUCGGUCAUCACCCAGGCGCCCCCGGCCAGCAGGCAGCUGGGGUCUCCCUCCGGCUCCCUCCCGCUCGUGGUGCAGCUCGCCAACGGCCAGACCGUGCCCGUGCUGCCCGGGCCCCCCGUGCAGAUGCCUUCUGUCAUCUCGCUGGCCCGGCCCGUGCCCAUGGUGCCCAACAUCCCUGGCAUUCCCGGGCCCCCCAUCAACAGCAGCGGCUCCAUCUCCCCCUCGGGACUGCCAGUGCACUCCGAGGCCAAAAUGAGGCUGAAGGCCAGCCUGGCAGCAUCCUCCUCGCUGAACGGCAGCGGGCUGGCCGUGGGCUCGGCCAGCACCAUGGUGACCGCACGGCCAGAGCAGAGCCAGAGCCUGGGCCAGCACCCCGACACGCCCUCCCCUGCCCAGCCACAGGUGUCCCCUGCCCAGCCCACGCCCAGCACGGGCGGGCGCCGCAAGCGGGCGGCGGACGAGGACCCGGACGAGCGGCGGCAGCGAUUCCUGGAGCGGAACCGCGCGGCCGCCUCGCGCUGCCGCCAGAAACGCAAGCUCUGGGUGUCCUCCCUGGAGAAAAAAGCCGAGGAGCUGACGAGCCAGAACAUCCAGCUGACCAACGAGGUGACGCUGCUCAGGAACGAGGUGGCUCAGCUGAAGCAGCUGCUGCUGGCCCACAAGGACUGUCCCGUCACGGCCCUGCAGAAGAAGACUCAGGGCUACCUGGAGAGCCCCAAGGAGAGCUCGGAGCCCACGGGCUCCCCCGCCGCCGUCAUCCAGCACAGCUCGGCCCCCAACGGGCUCAGCGCGGCUCGCUCGGCCGCCGAGGCCGUGGCCACCUCGGUGCUGGCCCAGAUGGCCGGGCAAAGGACAGAGCUGGCCGUGCCCGUGGCCUCGCACGUCAUCAUGGCCCCACAGUCACAGUCUGCUGGCAGAUGAUGGCCCCGGGCCGGAGGAGAGCCCCGGGACUGAGCACAGCUCCAGACUGAC
This is a messenger RNA of Sturnus vulgaris (Common starling), 1576 nucleotides long. The record is from RefSeq and is a predicted model, not a curated record. NCBI's taxonomy places the organism in Eukaryota, Metazoa, Chordata, Aves, Passeriformes, Sturnidae.